GCUGCUAUGAUUUCUAGAAAGAGAAAAUAGAGGGUGAAAAAACCGGCUGUUAUUUGGGAGUCGAUUCCAUAUUGGUUCUUUCGAAAACUCGUUGGAGAUCGCUUCUGCGCAUGUGCGUUAGUAAAUCAACCGCCAUAAAAACAUGCACUGCAUGUUGAAGGCGGGAACCACCCACAGUGUGCGCGCAUGCGUUUUUUGGAUAAAAACCGCCACGGAAACCGCGCAUGCGCACCACAGAGCGGGUGAAUCUUUUGAGCGGCUUUAGACAUGUCUGUCGUUUUCGUACCCAAGAAACAACGCGGGAAAGCGCAAAUCAACCAAGAAAUCAUCCAAAGACUGCUGAAUGAAAAUGAGCAGCUGGUGAGGUGUAUAGCGGAGUACAUGCAGAAGGGCAGAGUCACUGAAUGUGUACAAUAUCAGCAGAUCCUUCACAGGAACAUAGUUUACCUAGGAACUCUAGCAGAUGCCAGUCCUGAUGCGCCUGCUCAGUGUGAAGACGCAUCGGCUCUCACCGGAACCAAGGACGCUUCCAAAACCUGAAUGUUCAGUCUGAAUGAAACGUGCUGUAUGUACAGUGUUUAUAGGGCAAGCAUAAUCAUUCUGAUUGGUCAGAUGGAUUCUGACAGAUGCUCUGACAGGUUUGAGUUAAGGACGUGCGUUCUGACGCGUAAUCGUUUCCGGUAGCAUGUUAAUAAAGGGACAAAAAAAAUUACGUUUCUAUGGAAGGAGUCUCCAGUUUUAACGCUUUGGCCGAUGAUGGUCCAAGAACAACUAUAAAUGGAUAAGAAGUAAAGUAAAUUGGCGGAAUAAAACACUCCAGGAUGUGCCUGGGCAUGGAUUAUUAGUUCCUCUACCUCAUCUUAAAGUUGGCUGAAAAUAAACUGAUGAUUCAUAAAAACCCAAA
Silurus meridionalis is the source of this 904-nucleotide messenger RNA. It is a transcript of the gene ss18l2, whose product is annotated as ss18, like 2. Gene Ontology annotation, biological process: positive regulation of transcription by RNA polymerase II. The record is from RefSeq and is a predicted model, not a curated record. Lineage: Eukaryota; Metazoa; Chordata; Actinopteri; Siluriformes; Siluridae. The transcript has 4 exons. Gene Ontology annotation, molecular function: transcription coactivator activity. The coding region runs from base 268 to 540 and encodes 90 amino acids. Gene Ontology annotation, cellular component: nucleus.